UCAGUUUUAGUUUGGACUCUUACGUGGAUGCAGAGCUACAAACACACAGCUUAAACUUUUAAACUACAAACACACAGCUCUAUAUUCUCUAUAUUGUUGGUUGGUAACGGAUACAAAGAGUCACUUCACUUAGCGACGAGUAUAAAAAAAGUCCACUGAGACAUAAAUAUAGCGGAUUAAAAGACUAGUUAGUUGUUUGUAGAUUAGAACUUUGAGAGAAAAAAGCAGCUUAAUGAUAAAUCAGCAAUGGACAUGAUGAGUAGUGAAGACACUAUGGACAAACUGGACUCAGAAUUUGAUCACUAUUUAGUUGACAUGAAACCCUUCGUGCUCAGGCUUCCAGACAAAUCAGAGCGUCAGCGGUGUGCCCUGUGGAUUAAGAAGCUCUGCGAUCCUUUGGCGUCCGGUUCGGGGCUUAUGGGAAGGAAAAAUCGGAACGCAUAUGCCCGGCUUCUUCUGCACAUGCUCAGAAAAGGUGUUCUUGAAGGACCGUUUACCUACAAGCCUGAAGCGGGAAGCCUCAAAACUUUACCAACAUACAUGUCAGUGUACUACGACGAGCCGUUAGCAUCCAGGUCUCAGGCGCUGAGCGCCGCCGUGCUGCCAGACUGGGUUUCUGGUGAACUGGAUCGUGAUGACGUCUGGCCCAGCACGCUGAAGGACUCCUCUCUCUCUCCUCAGCCAAACUGUAACAGAAGGAGAAAUCUGUUCAGUCACAAGUCUCCAACAAGACCUUUAUCUUCCAGUCCAGUCAAGUCCACUGCUAAAGCGGACAAGAGGGAUGAGCGAAUAAGAAGACCCUCCUCUGAUGACAGUGACUUAGAAGCCCGUCUCAACAGCUGGAACCUUGGGAUUGAAAACCCCAGGUAUUUGCGCGAGAACCCUAUUCCCCUGUCUCCGAUUUACCCUAAGAGCCUAAGAAAAAGUAGCACCCUUACAGAUGAGCCUCCCGUUUACAAUCCAGAUAAGGAGUCUGAAAUGAGGAUCAAAGUUCUGGAGGCCAAAUACCAAGAGGAGAAGCUGAAGCUCCAGCAGAGACAUGAUGCCGAUGUUCAGAAGAUUUUACACCGUAAGAAUGGAGAGAUCGAGGAGUUGAAGAACCUGCAUCGGUCCAAGAUGAAAGAAGCAGAGGAGGCAGUGAGAGCACUGGAGAAAAAAGUUCAAAGCUUGCUGCGCGAGUCUCAGGUCAUCCGCCAGAGCAAAGACAAGCAGAUCGCAGAGUUGAAGAAAAUGUUGGAUCAAAGUGCUGACUCUCUGAAAAACGAAUGGGAGAAGAAGCUACACACUGUGAUAGCUCAGAUGGAGCAGCAGAAGUUUGAACUGCAGAAGAAGCACACAGACAACAUCCAGGAGCUGCUGGAGGACACCAACCAGCGACUGGCCAAGAUGGAGGCGGACUAUGGUACCCAGGCACGAGCUACCGAGCAGACUGUGCGGGAUCUGGAGGCCCGGGUGAAGCAGCUCUCAGUGGAGGUAGAGAACGGCAACUUGCUCAGGCAAAAGGUCACGCAGGAGAAAGCUGAGCUGGAGAUCCACAUUGCAGGCAUCAGCGCUGAGCUCCAGGAGGCCAACUGCAGGAAUAUGACUCUGCAGAGGGAAAAGGAUCUACAGAGUGAGGAGCAUGAAGAUGCGCUAAAAAAGCUCCAGGCCAAACACGAUGCAGACAUCAGUCACUUUCAGCAGGAGCAUGCACUGUCUGCAGCCAAGGCGUCUGAGGUGAUCGAGGAUCUGGAACAGAUGGUGGCUCGGCUCAAACAGCAGCUGCGAGACAGCGAGCACCAAAGGCAAAAGCAGCUCAGGGAGCUGGAAAAUAAGAUGCAACAUGAGAGAAUGGACCUGCAGCACACCAGUGACAAAAAGGUGCAGACUCUGCAGGCUGAGCUAGAGAAGGAGCGAACUGAAGCCAGAAAAAAGAGCGUGAAGCUGGAAGAGGCACUCAGGGAGAAAGAGGAUCACAUUUGCCACCUUAGAGAGUUGCAGAGACAACAGGUCCAGCAAGCAGAGAGUUCUUUGGACAGCUUUAAGAAGCAGGUGGAGCUCAGCUCUGAAAAAGCCUAUGCUGAUAUGAAGCAGCAGAUGGAAAAGGUCGAAGCUGAUCUGACCCGUUCUAAGUCACUGAGAGAGAAGCAAACAAAGGAGUUCGGCCACCAGCUAGAGGAGCUCCAGCAGAAAUACGAGCAGCAGAUUAUGGAGCUGAAACUGCAGCACGAGCAGGAGAGGACACACCUACUUCAGCAACACAAUACUGAGAAGGACAGCCUGGUCCAGGAUCAUCAGCGGGAGAUUGCUAGUUUGGAGAAGCAGGCGCGGUCCGCCAUGGCCCAGCACCAAGCACAAACCCAGGAAUGGAGAAAGCGGGAUGGACAGACCAUCAGUGAGCUGGAGUCCCAAGUGCACUCUUUGAGGGAGGAGCUGCUUGAGGCUCACGCUCAGAGGAAGCAGCAGCUGUCCGAGUUGGGCCUACUAUGUGAGGAAGAGCGUCAACGCGCUGCCCAGGAACAGGAGGUGGCGUUAGGUCGUGUCAGGGCCGAGAUGGAGCGUGUCCGCAAGGAUCUGGAGAGAACCCACACUGCAGAGAGAGAACUUGCUCAGGAGAAGGCAAACAGCAGGUUGAAGCAGCUUGAGAAGGAAUACACCCAGAAGCUUGCUAAGUCUGCACAGACAAUGGCAGAGCUGCAAACAACUUUGUUCUCCAUUAAAGAUGAGAGCAAACAAACUCAGCUGGCUCUGGAGCGCCAGAUAGAGGAAGCACGUACACACUGGGAGGAGGAGAGAAGACAGCUCAGCCGAGAUGCUGACCGUGUCAGCAAGGCUCUCCAGGAGCGGGUGGAGAGCUUACAGAGGCAACUACGCACUGCAGAGAAGAAACUCAUGAGCCGCGAGCUGGAGACCCAGGAACAGAUCACACACAUUCGCCAGGAGUAUGAGUUAAAGAUUAAAGGCCUGAUGCCUGCUGAGCUCAGGCAGGAGCUGGAGGACACCAUCACCUCACUCAAGUCACAGGUCAGUUUCCUCCAGAAGAAAGCAUGCGUUUUACAGGAGGACUUGGAUGCCUGCCGCAGCAGGAGGUAAUGAAGGACAUGCAGUAUUCAGCAUUGAGGAUUUCACCCCCAACAUCCUCACGCACCAUUCGUUUUUAAAACUUGCUUUUAUGUUUUCUGUCAUUUCGAAUUUUCUUUUUAAAUGUAUUUAUGAGUCAUCAUAUUUAUUUCCAUUUUUGAAAACAAAUGAGUUCUGCUAUAUUUGGCAUGCUGUUUAUUCAUCACAACAAAUGCUGCAUGCUGUUUGUUUGGCCAUGUUUACUUGAUUUAUGGAAGCAAAAAUUAGUGUCACAUUCAAAUUUGUUUUUUAUUAAAUAAGUUUUUUUAUUCAA
Tachysurus vachellii is the source of this 3373-nucleotide messenger RNA. RefSeq names its product centrosomal protein 112 (gene cep112). The record is from RefSeq and is a predicted model, not a curated record. Lineage: Eukaryota; Metazoa; Chordata; Actinopteri; Siluriformes; Bagridae. Bases 247 to 3072 code for a protein of 941 amino acids. The transcript has 27 exons.